Rhinolophus ferrumequinum (greater horseshoe bat) is the source of this 3242-nucleotide messenger RNA. It is a transcript of the gene TRIM65, whose product is annotated as tripartite motif containing 65. Bases 855 to 2441 code for a protein of 528 amino acids. The transcript is spliced from 6 exons. Gene Ontology annotation, molecular function: zinc ion binding; protein binding. Gene Ontology annotation, biological process: positive regulation of autophagy. Lineage: Eukaryota; Metazoa; Chordata; Mammalia; Chiroptera; Rhinolophidae. The record is from RefSeq and is a predicted model, not a curated record.
AGACUGCCCAGUAGCCAGUCACAAGGAGAUUUGUACCCCUUUUCCAGGAAGAGUGGUGCCAGAACAGCCUAGACUUGUAACAAGGAACUCCCCAGCAGAGGGCCAUACCCAGGAGAUUGCAUGUGCAGUGAAAGGGUGCUUUGGAUUUCUAUUCAAGGGUAUGAAAAAACACUGUGGACUGGUCCCCGUCUCUCGGUGACCAGAAAUUUCCACCUCUGUUUAUGAGAAGCCUAGAGAAGGGAGGCACCCUGGUUUGGCAAAUGCCUGAAACAGCUCAAGGGAAAAGUGCAGCAGAGCACCUCCAGUCAGCAGAGAGCACUUCACACUGUGUGCCCCCUGCUCUUGUUGCCAAGCUCUCCCACCUGCACUAUCUCAUUUAACCACCCAAAGCCGUGGGAGGUAGAUGCUGUUACUAGAUUUUCCGAUGGGCCCAGAAGAGGUUCCUGAUGCCCUCAGCCAGAAAGAAGCCCCAGGCCCGGUGGGGUUCUUGUCUAGAGGCUGGGGCAGGAUCCCCUGCACCGUAGCUGCUGGACUGAGGGUCUAGGGAAACGGGAUGUAGGUCCCAGGCUGGGACCAGGCAGAGCCAGAUCCCAACUCCCAGCCUGGGGUGGCAGGAGGCAGGCAGAGGUGGCUCGGAAACUAGAUGGAGGCGGGGAGGCCUUCCGCGUGGCGUGGGCGGAGACGCACGAGUCGGUUGGGUGCUCUGCGGCGGGUGGACGCUGGGAGUGGCUGUCACGCUAGUCUCCCUAGGCGAAUCCUCGCUCCUCCCCGCUGCACUCGCGAGGCUAGCGGGCCCUUUAAGAGACCCGGCCCUCCCCCGCCGCCUCUGGCCUCCCCUCCCUACUGCUACAGCCAUGGCCAGUCAGCUGCUGGAGGACAAGCUCACCUGUUCCAUCUGCCUGGGGCUCUACCAGGACCCGGUGACGCUGCCCUGCGGCCACAACUUCUGCGGGGGCUGCAUCCGGGAUUGGUGGGGCCGCCAGGAGAAGGCGUGCCCUGAGUGCCGGGAGCCCUUCCCCGACGGCGCCGAGCUGCGCCGCAAUGUGGCGCUCAGCGGCGUGGUCGAGGUGGUGCGCCCUCGGCCCUCCUCCGACCCCGACCCCCGCCGGGACCCGGGACCCGCCUCGGACCCCGGCCCGGGCCUGAGCCCCCGUGCGCGCUGCCCCCGGCACGGACGGCCGCUUGAGCUCUUCUGCCUCACCGAGGGCCGCAGCGUGUGCAGCGCCUGCACGGUGCGCGAGUGUCGCCUCCACGAGCGGGCGCUGCUGGACACUGAGCGCCGGAAGCGCGAGGACCGGCUGAGAGCCAUGCUGGAGGUCACCCGGCAGCAGGCCACCCAGGCUGAGAGCCAGCUACAGGAGCUGCAGCAGCGAAGCAGCCAGAUCCAGAGCUCAGCCUGCACUCUGGCCUCCGUGGUCUCUGGCAAGUUCAGCUGCCUGCUGCAGGCCCUGGAGAUGCGUCGGAACUUGGCACUGAGGGACAUCGAGGUGGCCAAGACACAGGCGCUGGCGCAGGCCCGGGACGAGGAGCAGCGACUACGGGGCCACCUGGAGGCCAUGGCUCGAUCUGACUGCAGGAUCCGGGACCUGCUGGAGCAGCUGGAUGACCAAACCUUCCUGCAGGAAUCACAGCUCCUCGUGCCCCCGGGUCCUCUCGAGCCACUGACUCCUCCACAGUGGGAUGAAGACCAGCAACUGGGUGACCUGAAGGAGUCCCUGAGCCAGCUUUGUGGCCUCCUGCUGGACAAGGGGAGCCCCCCUGGGGCACCAGCUGAGGCUGCUGACUUGGGUCCCAUGGAGGUCCCAGGUCCCCUGGCACCGGUCCCAAGCCCCCCAGUUUGUCCACUGAGGAGGAAGCUCUGGCAAAAUUAUCGCAAUCUGACCUUUGAUCCAGACAGCGCCAACCGACACCUCUACCUGUCUCAACAGGACCAGCAGGUAAAGCACCGUCGAAAGCCCCGGGGCCUGGCCGGGCCAGACAGCUUCGAGCUCUGGCAGGUGCAGUGUGCCCAGAGUUUCCAGUCUGGGCGCCACUACUGGGAGGUGCGCACAUCUAACCACUCGGUGACAGUGGGCGUCGCCUACCCGGAACUGACGCGGCACAAGCUGGGGCCUUACACAGAUAAUAUUGGCCGUGGGCCCAGCUCCUGGGGACUCUGCGUUCAGGAGGAUAGCGCCCAGGCCUGGCACAAUGGGGAGGCCCAGCGCCUCCCAGGGGUGUCGGGGAAUCUCCUGGGCAUGGACUUGGACCUGGUCUCUGGCUGCCUCACCUUCUAUAGCCUGGAGCCUGAGACCCAGCCCCUGCAUACCUUUCAUGCCAUCUUCACCCAGCCCCUUUACCCUGUCUUCUGGCUCCUGGAAGGCAGGACUCUGAACCUGUGCCAUCGGCCCGAGGCCAAGCUCCCUCCAGGGCUCCAGGACGAGGCCUCGGAGCUCAGCUGAGGAAGGCCGAGGAUAGAACUCUGGGCUGGAAACAGGUGCCCCCAAGAGCUGGCCCGGGGACCUGAGGCCACAGCUACAAUGGGACCAGCUCUUGGCCAGAAGACAGACUCAGGACCAGGCUGGGCCACUUGCAGGGGUGGAGGGGUAACCCCCAAACGGGGGUUUACUUUUCCAGCAUUUUUGAAGGGGACAGGGACUAGGAAUGGAAUAAAAUGGGAGGACCCUGCCCUAAGCAGGGCCCCUUUCUAGGUGCUGCUUGGGUCUCAGAGGCUAGUGCAGGGUCCACAGGCUCCUGCUCCUACAGCAGAGCGCUUGCAGUGCUGCACACACCACAGAGUGCAGCAAAAUGGUGUACUUACCAGCUCCAGUGUCCGUCCCACCGAGGCAAUGUCAACCAAAGGAGCGUCAGAUUGUGGGGCGGCAAACCGCAAACAAUUCCUAUAGAAAAUCUAGAGAAAAGUGAUUUUUACCUCCUUUUCUUUCUUAACAUUUUGGUAUAUUUUAGUCUCUGAUUUUGCACCUCUUUGUGACUGAAUUCCAUAGACUAUUGUGUUUUCUGCAUUUUUCUUUAAUGUAAGCAUUUUUCACAUUAUUAAAAAUUUCCCCUGAAUGAUUACCAUUUAAUUCCUCAUUCUGGUGACUAUCAGGAUUUAUUUACCUGAAUUAGUGGACACUUUAAUUAUUUUAUUUAGGGCUAUAAAAAUAUUGCCGUUGACUCCGGGUGGUGAACACACAAUGGGAUUUAUAGAUGAUGUAAUACAGAAUUGUACACCUGAAAUCUAUGUAAUUUUACUAACAAUU